Molecule: messenger RNA, 5157 nt
Organism: Rhinolophus ferrumequinum (greater horseshoe bat)
Lineage: Eukaryota; Metazoa; Chordata; Mammalia; Chiroptera; Rhinolophidae
Gene: LGI3
Product: leucine rich repeat LGI family member 3
Exons: 8
Coding region: 387-2033 (548 amino acids)
Biological process (GO): regulation of exocytosis
Cellular component (GO): synaptic vesicle
Molecular function (GO): protein binding
Source: RefSeq, a predicted model, not a curated record
GCAGAUGGCCCAGAGACCUCCGGUAGGGCAUGCAGCAUAGGGCGGCCAGGGCCGCAACCACUCCCUUCGUUGGCUACUCCCAGCCCGGGACUCCCCCCACCGCCCUGCGCGCCCCCGCGGCCGCCUCCGCAGUCCGCAGCCAUCCCAGCCGGGCAGCCCUCUGCUCCGCUACUCUGCGCGCAUCAAUCCGAGUCGGUUCGCGGGAGCGAGCAGGGGAGAGGACUGCAGCCGGCACCUAGAGCUAGAGGAGCCCGCUCUCCGCAACCGGCAGCCGGGCCCCUCGCUGCGGCAGCAGCCGCCGGUGGCCAGGCGGUGCCAGCCCGCAGAGUGGCAGAGAGCGGUGGGGCAGGGGCAGCCGGUGGCCGGAGGCAAACCUUGCCGGCAGCAUGGCGGGGCUGCGGCCCAGACCCGGCUCCCGGCUGCCGCUGCUGUUGCUGUCCACGCUUGGCUUCUGCCUGAUGCUGCAGGUCAGUGCCAAGAGGCCCCCCAAAACGCCCCUCUGCCCGCCCAGUUGCUCCUGCACCAGGGACACGGCUUUCUGCGUGGACUCUAAGGCAGUGCCCAGGAACCUGCCCUCCGAGGUCAUCUCUCUGACGCUGGUGAAUGCUGCCUUCUCAGAGAUCCAGGAUGGAGCGUUCUCCCACCUGCCACUGCUGCAGUUCCUGUUACUCAACUCCAAUAAGUUUACGCUGAUCGGAGACAACGCUUUCACAGGACUGUCGCACCUGCAGUACCUCUUCAUUGAGAACAAUGACAUCUGGGCACUAUCCAAGUUUACUUUCAGAGGACUCAAGUCUUUAACACACCUCUCACUGGCCAACAAUAACCUGCAGACGCUGCCUAGAGACAUCUUUCGGCCCCUGGACAUCCUGAGUGACUUGGACCUGCGGGGCAACUCACUCAACUGUGACUGCAAGGUGAAAUGGCUGGUGGAGUGGCUGGCACACACCAACACCACGGUGGCCCCCAUCUAUUGCGCCAGCCCGCCCCGCUUCCAAGAGCACAAGGUGCAGGAUUUGCCACUGCGGGAGUUCGACUGCAUCACCACAGAUUUCGUGCUGUACCAGACCCUGUCCUUCCCAGCGGUGUCAGCCGAACCCUUCCUUUACUCCAGCGAUCUCUAUGUGGCUCUGGCCCAGCCGGGUGCCAGUGCUUGUGCUGUCCUCAAGUGGGACUAUGUUGAACGGCAGCUUCGAGACUAUGAUAGAAUCCCAGCCCCCUCCGCGGUGCACUGCAAGCCCAUGGUGGUGGAUAGCCAGCUGUAUGUGGUGGUGGCCCAGCUGUUUGGAGGCUCUUACAUUUACCACUGGGACCCCAACACCACGCGCUUCACCAAGCUGCAGGACAUCGACCCGCAGCGCGUGCGCAAGCCGAACGACCUGGAGGCCUUCCGCAUCGACGGCGACUGGUAUUUUGCCGUGGCCGACAGCUCCAAGGCGGGCGCCACCAGCCUCUACCGCUGGCACCAGAAUGGCUUCUACUCCCACCAGGCCUUGCACGCCUGGCACCGCGACACCGAUCUGGAGUUUGUGGACGGUGAGGGCAAGCCUCGACUGAUUGUCUCCAGCAGCUCCCAGGCUCCCGUCAUCUAUCAGUGGAGUCGCACCCAGAAGCAGUUUGUGGCCCAGGGUGAGGUGACUCAGGUGCCUGAUGCCCAGGCUGUGAAACACUUCCGCGCCGGACGUGACAGUUACCUGUGCCUCAGCCGCUACAUCGGGGACUCCAAGAUCCUUCGCUGGGAGGGCAGCCGCUUUUCCGAGGUGCAGGCCCUGCCCUCCCGGGGCUCCCUGGCCCUGCAGCCCUUCCUUGUGGGGGGCCGCCGCUACCUGGCACUGGGCAGUGACUUCUCCUUCACGCAGAUCUACCAGUGGGAUGAGGGGCGGCAGAAGUUUGUGCGGUUCCAGGAGCUGGCUGUGCAGGCCCCGCGGGCCUUCUGCUACAUGCCUGCUGGGGACGCCCAACUGCUCUUGGCCCCCAGCUUCAAGGGACAGACACUUGUGUACCGACACAUAGUGGUGGAUCUCAGUGCCUAGAGGGGUGCCGAGACCGCUGGGUUGGAGGCUGAGGGGGAACCUCUGUGUGAGCAGCAUGUGUGCCCAGGUGAAGGCACAUGUAGCCAACCUCAUGCACACACAGUUUCCUGGGGAGCCCCACGUGGAUUGGCCCUGGGAGCCACGAAUCGUAGUUGUAAUCAGCACGAGGACUCAUAGAUGCCCCAGGAAAUCCAGUGCCUGGGGCCCUUCUGUCUGUGGACACCUGUGGACCCCACACCCCAUCUGCAGGCCCCCUCGCUCUGCUGCCUUCCACAUGCACUAGCCUGGAGAGGGGGAGGGGUGCGGGGAGGGAGGGUCUUGGGCUACUCCUUCUGACCCUCUGGUCUCUCCUGUUGGUGCUCCAGGUGUCUGUUUAACCUGUUUAUACCCCACAUUGCAGCCACGACCACAUCCUUCCUACGGUGGGCACACUCACCCCCGCUCCGCUCCUCCUGCAUGCACACGCGGACACUGGCCCGCACCCUCAGUCACACGCACACACACCUGUCCACACCCAUUUUCCCUCGCACAUAUGCAGAUUCAGCCCGGCUGAAAGGGGCUCCCCAUCAUUGUCUUGCCUCUCUUCUUGGAGGGGGCACAUAGUACCGUCCUCCUCUGCUCACCCCUGGUAUGCACACCCUGCAGCUGAUAAGGAUGGGAAUAGUAGUGCCAGCCUCUGGGCACCAUCUUGACCUCCUGGUGGCAAAGCCCCUCUGCCCAAAGCAGUAACAACAGCCCCAGCAGACCCUGACUUCUUCCUAGUGCUGGCUCUGUUCUCCCUGGAUUUUCCUUUUCUGAUGCUGGCCCCAUGGACAGGAGGCCACCCAGACAAAAGCUUGUCUGCUUUGCUAUCCUGUAGCUGUCCCAACCUCAGAUCCCCAACCCCUGGUUCAGCCCCGCCUUUGAGAUGUGGACCCUGAGCUGUGCUGGCUCCUUUGGAUGGGUCCAAGAGCUGGUCAGGCCAGGGGCCCUGCAAGCACUUGAACCAUGUGGGUGGGUGCCAGGAGUAGAGCUGGGCUGGAGAGCAUCUUGGGGAACCUGGCACCCCUCCAGUCCACAGAGGCACACACCAGGGGCCUCGCCUUUCAGUGCAAGCUGAGUGGUAGAGGGGUGAGGGCCUUAUGGAGUGGCUCCUGGGAGCCAAGCUUCUGCUGCCCUCUGCUGUGUGCUGGGGAUAGCUGGGAGGGGCAAGGCGGGUAAAGAAGGCAGGGGGAAGGGAGGCUCUUCCCUGUGCCCAGACUGUGGAAGGGGCUCCUGGUGGCAGGAUGCUGGGGGCACUUGGGUGCAAUGCUAUAAUUCACUUACUUCAAAUAAAAAGUUCCCACCCCAUUGCCAGCGCUCAGGUGUCCAGUGGCAACAGUCAGCAGUAGCUGUUUCAUUAAGAACCGAGUGUGUUUUUUCUGUCUCUGCUGCUCCCAGGGGGAAAGCGUUGGCUUUCAGACCCUGUUCCUCCCUGCCCCCUUCCCUCCGAGGAGUGAGUGGACACCCGCAAGGUCAGCCGGUACUGGGGUCAGGAGUUCAUGGUGAUGACACUAGGCCAAUGUGACUCGUCCCCACCACCUGGAGCUGACUCAUGGCCCAAAUGUUCCUUCCUGGAGAUCACAGUUUUGGGGCCACUGAAACUGGAGUCUGUCCCCCUGUCAGGUCACUCCAAUCAACAUGACCAAGGACAAGGUCAGCAGUGCCUUUCCUCCCCACCCCCUCUGCUGGGUAAAUAUCCAUUAUCACUGCCACCCUCUGCUCUGGGUGUGAGAUGUCAAGCAAAUGGACUGAUUUCCCGGAGCCUGAAUUCCCUCUGCAACACAGAUGAUAAAUCCUACUUUGUCGAAUCUUGAUUGGGCCACCUGCUAGUUGGGUGGCCUCAACCACAUCACUUAGCCUAUUUGUAUCUGUUUCUUCAUCUGUAGAAUGUGGAGAACCAUGAUACUUAACUGACAGGGUUAGUGUGAAAUUUAAAUGCAUUCAAUAGCUAGUCUAUUAAUAUACGCAAGACACUUCAAAGAGUAUGUCUGGCACAGAAGUAUGACUUUCAUUGGUCUGUAGGACUAUAUGAGACACAGAGGUAGCACAGAGAAGGCUGUUUUGUGGGAGAGGAGAAGGGUGCCCUUUAGGGAGAACUGCUGUCUGUGAAUUAGGGUUCCUUAUCCACCCUUGGUCUGAAAACCCCCGUACCCCACAUCUUACCUGUAGUCUCAGAUGCCCAACCAACCCUGCUCCUGACCACCCAUCACAAUGGAGAAUCUCACAGGUGAUGUGUCUGGGUUUCCGUUUCCUCAAACCAUAUGCAAGUGCCCUUGGCUUAGCAGGCGCCCCAUUGGGUCCCCCAGCCAUACUGUUCUGGGAAUUCCUGCUUGUUCAAAUGGGGAAUGGGCCCUCACGCUGUGCCAAGGAGAGGUUGCCAGGGAAAGUGAGUUGAGUCUCCCGGACCCGUUGUCAGCCUGUCGCUCAGGAGCAAGAUAAAUAUCACUCUGACUGUCUUCUCCUCACCCCCACCUCGGGCUACUCCCAAGGAUAGGAAACACUUCUCUCCCUGAAUGCCCAGCUCUCUGCACAUGGGGAAUGAAAUCUACUUUAUGCCUGCCUGGUCAUCUGCCCUGGGGGUCAUCCGUGUGUCCAGAGAGCUGCUUAGCAACCCAGUGUAACCAGGUGACUGUGUCAACAGCUCAGGACCAAAGGCCACGGGAGGCAGAAUCCACUCACUCUGUCAAAGCUGAGGAGGAUGAUACCCCCCAGCUGCCAGCGUCAUGCGCCUGCAUGCUAGGCCCUGCUCUCAGCUGCAAACUCCUCACAACUUGUCCCUUAGAUUUCCCAAGCACAGUUAUCGGGACCAGAAGUCUCCAUGUGAGAGACUGUCCCAGCUGGGAUGGCUUAUAGCUGACACAGAGGAGCUUUCCCCGAUGAAUGGGGGGGCGGGGGCGGGGGUAGAGAGAGGCCUGUGAUGCUGAGGUCAGGCUUAUGACCCUGGAAGGUCACAAGGGGAGAAGGCGGUUCUGUGGCAGGUACCAAAGGACUCAAGGUGCACAUGCACACAUUCGGCCCAGGUACCAUUACCUCCUGAAGAAAGAAUAUCCCUUCCGUCUUCUGCAUUCCCUACCUCUACCCCGCUCCUCCGGAGCUAGUCCCC